This is a messenger RNA of Umbelopsis ramanniana AG, 718 nucleotides long. RefSeq lists its product as uncharacterized. Lineage: Eukaryota; Fungi; Mucoromycota; Umbelopsidomycetes; Umbelopsidales; Umbelopsidaceae. The record is from RefSeq and is a predicted model, not a curated record. The transcript has a single exon. Bases 467 to 697 code for a protein of 76 amino acids.
ACUACUACCUUAAGUGGCAAAUAAAGCUCAUGCUGUGUACCCUGUUUGAAUAUUGACGUUGCUAAAGGGUUGAUGAAAUGUGCUUUAACUAGACACAAAAGCUGGAGCUUGUUCAACAUCGGGAUUAUAGAUGAGAGAAGUGACCAGCCAGCUGUUUCACCGUCGAAUAAGUGACCCCGUUGCACAGCUCAGCGCGUGAAGGGAACUUUUUAGAUUAUCACAACAGGUUAGCCAGCGACGAUGUCAUGGCCAAUCCAGCAAAGCUUAUGAAAGAUGUUCGAGUCAGCUCCGCUGUCGGAAUGACUAAAACUGAUGACAAGUUGUCCAUAUUUCCCUUACAUGGAGCUGAGGUCUCAAUCUUUCUUUGCGAGAUAAAUCACCAGGACAUCCCUCGCAAAGCUUUCUGCAGGCAUACAGAGAGCAGGCAGACCACGCCCAACCGAGGUUUUGUUUGUCGCCACCAAACAUGAUUCCGGCCAUUUCCAUAUUCACGAGACAAUCCAUUUACUCUUUCAACUCACCGUCGCACUACCAAAGAGUAUCUCGCUCGUUACUAAUAAAGAAAAGCCGGCGGGGAUCUCGUACGUUCCUGCUCGGUGUUUAUAACUUUGUGGUUCAGCUAGUCGGGAUUGCCGAGUGGUCUAUAUGGGCUUCCAGGUCACGAAAAGCCGAUGGUUAUUUAACAGUCUGGGUGUAAAACCACUUUGCGGUUUUACAA